Messenger RNA from Carcharodon carcharias (great white shark), 3109 nucleotides. RefSeq names its product N-acetyllactosaminide beta-1,6-N-acetylglucosaminyl-transferase-like. The transcript is spliced from 3 exons. The record is from RefSeq and is a predicted model, not a curated record. The coding region runs from base 422 to 1666 and encodes 414 amino acids. Lineage: Eukaryota; Metazoa; Chordata; Chondrichthyes; Lamniformes; Lamnidae. Gene Ontology annotation, biological process: transforming growth factor beta receptor signaling pathway. Gene Ontology annotation, cellular component: membrane. Gene Ontology annotation, molecular function: acetylglucosaminyltransferase activity.
CAAACAAUGUUUCCUAAUUUGCUUCUGAGCUCAAACAUAUGAAUCCGUCACCAUGUGUGUGUAUAUAUAUAUAGUCAUGAUACCAUUCUCCUUGUCUGAUGAAAGAAAAAUGGGCUGCCACUUUGGAAAUAGCCAGCGGGUUAAAUGAUAGUCACAGUCAAGGGUUCCCAAGUGGAAAGUGUUAAACUGAGUGAGUGCGUGCCCUGUGGCGCACCCUCUGUACAGCAGUGUUGAGAGAGAGCGAUAAGAGCCGGCUGGGUAGUACUCGCCUGGUGUGGCUCACUGGAGCUUCUUCCCAGUCAGGUCCGCUCAAAUGCAGAAAAAUCAGAAACACAGAGGGGGUCCUUUGUCAUCCAUCGCCUCUUGGGUUUAGCAGGCUGUAGCUGAAAGCAAAAAAAAGAGAAAGGGUCUUUUCUGAAGAAUGGAGGCGACGCAGAGGAUCCAGGUCGGUUUCAUGAUGCUACUGCUCUUCGUGCUUGUGAGUUCCUACUGGUUUUAUCGGAUUCAAUCCGAUGGGAGUUGGGAUAAAUUCAAGAAUCCCGGUAGACUCCCUCAAAGAGAGCAAUCUGGCUGGGAGUCUGUCUGUGACUCCCUCUUCCAGGGGGAGAGAGUCUUCCUUUGGAAAGGGGAGCCCACCGCAGCGCUCCGCCUGCCGGAUGUUUCAGAGGUUGAGGCUGCUGACUACUGCCGCGAGUUACAAACGCUGCUUCACUAUUCCCGGAGCCCAUUGACAGCCGAGGAGAUCAGCUUCCCUCUGGCCUUCAUCAUCACCGUGCAUAAGGAGUUCGAGACCUUCGAGAGCCUCUUCAGGGCCAUUUACCGACCUCACAACCUCUACUGUAUCCACGUGGAUGAGAAAUCCCCAGGGCACUUCCACAGAAAGCUGCAGCGGCUACAGAGUUGUUUCGGCAAUGUUUUCCUUGCCUCCAGGAUGGAGCCCAUCAUCUACGGAGGGAUGUCCCGGCUGGAGGCGGAUAUCCGCUGCCUCACGGAUCUCCUCAAACUAAGAGCUAACUGGAAGUAUGUCCUGAACCUCUGCGGUCAAGAUUAUCCCCUCAAAACCAACCUGGAGAUCAUUAGGCACCUCAAAACAUUCAAAGGGAAGAACAUUACCCCUGGCAUUUUGCCUCCAGAACAUGCCAAAGGCCGCACUAAGUUUGUGUACAAGCAGGUUUUGUCUGCCAACAAAUCCUAUGUGGCCAGAACUAAGAAGCAGAAAUCGCCCCCUCCCCACAACCUAACCAUUUAUUUUGGGUCUGCUUACUACGCUUUGACAAUCGAAUUCGUCGAAUUUAUUUUGAAAGACAAACGAGCUUUGGAUUUGUUAACCUGGUCCAAAGACACAUACAGUCCUGAUGAACACUACUGGGUAACAUUAAACAGGAUACCAGGUGUACCUGGUUCAAUGCCAUCAGCAGCCUGGGAAGGGAACUUGCGUGCCAUAAAAUGGAGUGAUCAAAAAGACCAUGAUGGUUGCCACGGUCACUAUGUCAGAAAUAUUUGUAUUUAUGGGCUUGAGGAUUUGAAGUGGUUGAGUGAAAGAGACUCCUUGUUUGCUAAUAAAUUUGAACUCCAUGCCUAUCCACCAACUCUAGAAUGCCUUGAAUACCGGAUCCUCAAACGAACUUGGAAUCAGAGUAUCAUUGCUCCACAAACCGGUUUGUGAAUGACUUCAAAUGGAUUGUAAGCAUCACAGGACACAAAACAAGAAAAGGAACAUAAACUGAGAAACAAUCUGGGAUAUACUUGAUUUUUCACCUUUUUUAAUUGCUUGAAUGUGUUUUUGCUGGGGGGGAGUGGUGGAUAUGGAGAGAUAACCGGUCACUUGGGUAUAAACCUUAUGUACUGCAAGUUGCCAGUCAGUUGCACACAAGCUGCAUUUGCACUUUCCACGAACAGUGGCUCAAUGAUUUGCAAAAACUGCAUGAAAAUGUUUAAAUCUUUCAUAUUUCAUAUGAAAGCUACCUACUGUUAUUUUGGAAUACAAAGAUAUUUUGCAAAGCUCUGAUGCUGGCAUAAGAGCAUUGAGGGAUGGAAGCGCCACUUGGAAAUGGGGCCUGGGACAAGCCCCAACCUUGCUCCCCUCUAGUGAAGCUCAUUUCAGGACUUCCCAGCACUACCCCCUUAAACUUCUCGUGUUUCUUUUUUUUUUAAGUUGUUUUGUGAAUUGAAGUACUGUAACAAAAUGAAGGUGGCUGGAACUAAACAAACUGCCAGCAAAUGGAAUAAUUCCUAAAACAAAAUGGCCAUCCUGCUGCUUGAAUUUCUGGGCAUUUAAAAUUCACUGUUCAGGUGAAUUUUUUUUAAUGAAAAGGACUGUAGGAUCCUUGCAAAUAUUCUCACAUUUUAUUUUUCUAGAAGAGUUCUAAAAGGCAAUAAUGAUCAAAGAGGCUCGAAAUGCAUAUGUUUAAUUCCAGGACAGUCAGCAGCUAAAUGAAGUCCAUAGGAUAGUAUUUUGGAUGAAACUCUUCAUAGCAACAGAGUGCUAAUGAAGUAUUCUACCCAAAGCAUUGACCAGUCCUACUCUUCCAGAUGCUGACUUGACCUAUGGUGUAAUUUGAAGGAUCUUCUAUUAUCACUGAAUUAAAUCCAUCUUGUUUUUGGUUUCAUUAAACUUCCAUUUGUGUAAUUUUCAAGUGUGCAGUUACCAAAAGUGCUUACAAAGCAAGAAAGCCUUAUUAAGUAACAAAUCACUAAGUGCAAGAUAAAUGUGGUUUCUUAAUGAGGUAGAAUAGUAUAGGCACUACAGGAAUUAACAGCAGUAGGGAUCAGUGUAGUGCAUUAUUAAAUUGCAAUGCACAGAGAAAAUAAGCAUUGACUUUUCUCCUUGAAGUUUGUAAUGCCUUAAGAUUGUAAAUUGGACAACAUUUGUAAAUUUUUUUUGUAUUACAACCAUCUUACUGACCUCAUUGAUUAUGGAGCUGAUUACAUUUUACUAUUCUUAUUUGGGUGCAAUGUUCAUGGUUCAUUUAGGUGCAUUGGUUAUGGUGGUCCCUUUAAGAAAUAAAAAUGGUCUCAGGAAUUUUGAAUGGAUUUUUAAAUAUGUAUACUAAAUAUCAGUUCUUAUAGCAAUCAAUUUUUUCAAUUAAAUCUUCUCCAAAGUUUGGUA